AUGUAAACUUGUACAGUUUGUUAUUAUGGAUAAUGUUUAAAAUGUAAUGAUGGAUUUACUUUAGAAAUUAAUAUAUGUAUAUCAAUUUGUGGAGAUGGAUUAGUCAAUAAAUAAGAAGAAGAAUGUGAUAAUCCAAAUGAAUAAGGAUGUGAUAAUUGCCAAAUCUAAAAAGGGUAUCUAUGUUCUGGUCAAAAAUAUUCAAUUUGUAAAACUUGUGGAAUGUAUUGUGAAGAUUGUUAGAAUAUAAAUAAAUUUGAUCUAAAAUGUAAUGAUUGUAUGCCAGGAUAUUAUCCAGUUUUAGAUAAAUGUUUAAGAUGUGAAAAUAAUUGUAUAACUUGUAAAGAUUAAUCAAAUUUAUGUACUUCGUGUUAUAGAAAUGAUUGUGAGCUAUGUGAAUCAUUUCCUGGAUAUUAUACUGAUUUCUAAAAUAAAGUUUGUAUCACUUAAUUUGGAGAUGGAAUUAUUGUUUAAGAAAGAGAAAUUGUGACGAUGGAAAUCAAGAAAAUGGAAAUGGUUGUGAUUCUCAAUGUAGAAAAGAGGAUAGUUGGAUUUGUAAUUUGGAAUAACCCAAUUCAUGCCAUUCAAAAAUUACAUUUUCUUUAAAAUAUUUAUAAUAAAUAUAUGGACAUUAAUUUGUUUAAUUGCGUUUUUCUGAUCAAGUGA
Messenger RNA from Paramecium sonneborni, 663 nucleotides. The record is from the annotation of a GenBank genome assembly. Lineage: Eukaryota; Ciliophora; Oligohymenophorea; Peniculida; Parameciidae.